GAAAGUGUAGUCCGGCCGACUAAUCACAGUCCCUCACCCAAAUAUCGAGUGCCUUCCCCUGUCUUCCUACUGAAGUAUAAAACGAGCAGGGUUGUCGGUGCGCAUUCUGGCCGCUCUGUCUUUUCGUUGAUGGUUAGACUCUGCGAGAGGAGGAUGAAGUUCAUCUUGGCCGCCACGGUCAUCGUGGGCUCCUUGUUUUUCCUCGCCUUCCCCAAUGGCUCAUUGGCGGAGGAGAAGAAGAAAGGCUCCAAAGUAACCGCCAAGGUGUACUUUGACAUAAAAAUUGGAGAGGAGAAAGCUGGAAGGAUCGUCAUCGGAGUGUUUGGGAAGACUGUUCCCAAGACUGUGGAGAACUUUAUGGCCUUGGCAACAGGAGAGAAAGGAUUCGGCUACAAAGGCAGCAAGUUCCAUCGGGUCAUCAAACAGUUCAUGAUCCAGGGAGGAGACUUCACCAGAGGAGACGGAACCGGCGGCAAAAGCAUUUACGGCGACCGAUUCGCCGACGAGAACUUCAAGCUGAAGCAUUACGGCCCCGGCUGGCUCAGCAUGGCCAACGCUGGCAAAGACACCAAUGGCUCGCAGUUCUUCAUCACCACUGUGAAGACCAGCUGGCUGGACGGCAAACACGUCGUCUUUGGAAAAGUACUCGAGGGAAUGGAUGUCGUGCACAAGAUCGAAGACACAAAGACGGACAGCCGCGACAAGCCCGUCAAAGACGUCGUCAUCGACGACUGCGGCGUGAUCGAAGUGGACGAGCCCUUCGCCGUCGCCAAGGAGUAAAAACUACUGUGGGGUUAGGGGAGGGGGCUUUUUCGGUUCUCAAAGCGUGGGCGCCGGCAGCCAACUGGAAGCACCGGAGGUCACGUUGCCAUCUCGACGACACUACGGCUCCAUUUUACUGUCAAGCAUUCCGAGGUGCACUACUUUAAUGGUCAUCUUUUUUUUUUUUUUUUUUUAUAAUUGUUAACAGAAGGAAUUCCUUGAAAUAAAGCCUCCAGUUUUUGUUAA
This is a messenger RNA of Corythoichthys intestinalis (scribbled pipefish), 1008 nucleotides long. It is a transcript of the gene ppib, whose product is annotated as peptidylprolyl isomerase B (cyclophilin B). Gene Ontology annotation, biological process: protein folding; protein peptidyl-prolyl isomerization. Bases 130 to 780 code for a protein of 216 amino acids. Gene Ontology annotation, molecular function: peptidyl-prolyl cis-trans isomerase activity. The transcript has 5 exons. NCBI's taxonomy places the organism in Eukaryota, Metazoa, Chordata, Actinopteri, Syngnathiformes, Syngnathidae. The record is from RefSeq and is a predicted model, not a curated record.